This is a messenger RNA of Myxocyprinus asiaticus (Chinese sucker), 2836 nucleotides long. Its product is annotated as keratocan-like. The transcript has 3 exons. Lineage: Eukaryota; Metazoa; Chordata; Actinopteri; Cypriniformes; Catostomidae. Gene Ontology annotation, molecular function: protein binding. The coding region runs from base 191 to 1252 and encodes 353 amino acids. The record is from RefSeq and is a predicted model, not a curated record.
CUUGGGGAAGUAACUCAACUGACAAUAGAAAUCUACUAAGACUCUGUCUUUUGAUGCAUGUGACAGAAAGAAAGUGAGAGAAACUGCAGACUGGACUCAAACUGGCGGGGAGAACAAGUGAACCGAGAGACUUACUACAACCUGAAAACCAGGCACUGCACCUCCACCUGUGUAAACCAACAUCAGCUCUAUGACUGUGAUACACAGGUUGAACCUAACCAUGGCAUGGCUCAUGGUUGCAUUUGCAACCCUACUUUUGGCCACUCAAGUUAGUUCUCAGGAAAUGCCCUACAAGCACCUGAUGUCUCAGCUUCAGGAAUGUCCAAAAGAAUGCCGUUGCCCUCCUAGCUUCCCUAACGCUGUUUACUGUGAUAACAAAGGCCUGAAACGCAUACCUGUCCUCCCUCCCUACACUUUGUAUGUGUAUCUCCAAAACAACCUCAUUGAUGUCCUCUCGGCUGACGCUCUGCGCAAUGCCACACAACUAAGGUGGAUCAACCUCAGCCGCAAUAAAAUCACAAGCGAGGGCUUGGAGAUUGAUGCUCUUAGGGCCAUGACCAACCUUGUACAUCUUUACAUGGAAGACAACUUGCUCACUUCCAUUCCAUCUCCUCUGCCUACCAGCCUAGAGCAGCUGCGGCUCUCCCGGAACAGAAUCUCCAAGAUUCCUGCUGGUGUCUUCUCUGGGAUGGACCAUCUCACCUUGCUGGAUCUGCAAAGCAACAAGCUUCAGGAUGAUGCAGUAACUGAGGUCAGCCUGAAAGGUCUCAGCAACUUGGUCCAAAUCAACUUGGCGAAGAAUCAGCUAAACAGCAUGCCCCUCGGCUUACCACCCACAACUUCACAGAUCUUUCUGGACAGCAACAACAUUGAGAAGAUCUCUGCUGAUUAUUUCAAGGGACUUCCCAAGGUGUCAUCUCUCAGGCUCAAUCGGAAUAAGCUAGGCAAUGGAGGGAUCCCAAAAAAUGUGUUUAAUCUUUCCAGCAUCCUGGAUCUACAGCUCUCUCACAACCAGCUUACUGAGGUGCCCAUCAUCUCCACUGGCCUGGAGCACCUACAUCUGGAUCACAAUAAGAUCAAGAGUGUGAAUGGAUCUAACAUAUGUCCAGCUCCCACAGCAGCCCUUGAUCACUACUUUGAUGAGAGGGGUCCUCGUCUCCGCUACCUUCGCCUCGAUGGUAACGAGAUCAAACCCCCUAUUCCACAAGAUCUGAUGAUGUGUUUCCGUCUCCUCAGGGCUGUUGUCAUAUAAAGGACUUAUACCUGCUGGAUACUCCUGUCCAUUGCAUCUACCAGAACUAAAACACUUGAAAAGGACAAUUUGAAAAGUCUAAGAUUAAAUAUUGAACUUUAUAAGUACCCUGCUCAAAAGACCAGCUUAGGCCAGCAUGAAUUUCCAUGAAUUAUCCUUUGCUGGUCUUUUCAGUGGAGCUAAGAUGUAUGAGACUAGUUCUAAUGUGUAUUAGAUGGUUUCUCAAGUGGCUAUAUUUUAAAACCACUGUGCCUUCCUUUAAUUUUAUACAUAUGGAAAACUAGCAAGUCUGCUCUCUGGGAAACAUUGUCUGUUAAAUAUUAUAUAUACUGAAGAGGGCUCAAAGAUAAUUGUCCUGAUAUCCAAGUUAUUUCCUCUGUGUAGAAGUUAUUUAAUUUCGAAUAAAUCUGCCUCAUCAGACAUUGUAAUACCCCAAAACCAGUUUACCUCUCCACACUAUUCUGGGAUGUUUUUGGACAGCAAAGUUGUGGUCUUUUGUCUGAUUAUGGAGCCAAAAUUUUCUUUGUAGUGAACUUAGUACAUAGUGGUGGUGUAUUAUAUUUAAAGCAUGGUUACACUCGUCGCUACAGCAGUAACAGAGUUUGAAAAUAGAUCAGCUUUAUAAAUUGUAAUUUUUUUCUUGCCUAUGUGUCAUACACUUUUCCAUUGCAGUUUACAUAUAUUCUUCAAUUACUUUGUUUCUUUUAAAGCUGUGAGAUCAUAUGCACAGUUAGAUCAUUUAUUUACAGACAAAAACAUCUUUGUACAAUCAACAUUGUCUAGCUUGUUGCUAAAGAUGUUAAUUCCUGAUGACUCUGUGGAAUGUUGUAACCUAUGCUAGUUACGUUGGACUUUGUAACAUGCAGACAGGCAACGGACGAAGACUGAAGAAGAAGAUGAUGGUGUGAACCCAAGUGCAGCUUUAUUUACAGUGAAAACAAAAGCAUGAACUAAACAAAAACUAGACUAGACCUGAACAUUACAAUAACUAUGUUCAACAAAGGACAAUGGCAAACACGAUGGCUGAAAUACACAAGGACUAUCAAGAUUAAAAAGACACAGCCAGGGAACAAUCAAGACAGGGAGGAAUCAGGAAUUGGAAAUAGUGACAAGACAAGAACCAAACACUAAAUUUCAAAAUCAAAGUCCAACAUAACUAGUGCCCUACUGGCCGCUAGGGAGAACACAUACUUUACACAUGUACUGAUAAUUUAUGUAGUGUUUUAUAUGAUCAAGCACUAAAGCUUCAUUCAUUGUCAUUCAUUUUGAGAGAAGCAUCCAUUUUGGGAAAACAUUGACUGUUUUACUAAUUCAUAUACUCAGUGUGACAAUCUACCAGUGGACAUUCUAGACUAAUUUUAAGAUUUAUUUUUCUCUGAAGUCUCAAAUAAUGUGAAUAUUGUUUUUUAUCGCACAACUUUGAUCAAAUAUUCUUCUUUUCUCUUCAUUUAACACCGCAAUCAUCUUGGUAGAAAAAAUGAUUUUACUAACUGUGAGAACCAUUCAGACGGUGCUUUGUCAGAGGUACAAUUCAAGAUGUGAUACUUUUAUUUGAUUUUCUUGAUUAAACUGGUUUCAAUGGUC